Molecule: messenger RNA, 1668 nt
Organism: Arctia plantaginis
Lineage: Eukaryota; Metazoa; Arthropoda; Insecta; Lepidoptera; Erebidae
Source: the annotation of a GenBank genome assembly
AUGGGUGACGAAAACCUAAAUUCUAGUAAAAAAUGUGAAAACAAUAGUUGUAACGUCUUAAUUAUCGGCGCUGGGAUGGCUGGUUUGUCUGCCGCCAAUUAUCUUUUGAAAAAUGGUAUGGAAGACUUUAUCAUUUUAGAAGCCAGAAAUCGCAUCGGUGGUCGUAUAAUUUCAAUACCAAUGAAAAAUCAAAAGGUAGAACUGGGAGCUAAUUGGAUCCAUGGAGUUUUGGGUAAUCCAAUUUUUGAAAUAGCUAUGGCCAACGGUCUUGUAAACAUAAUAAACAUACCCAAACCGCAUAAGGUUAUAGCAGCCACGGAAGACGGCAAGCAAGUUCCUUUUGGCGUAUUGCACGAGAUACAUGAAGCUUAUGUAUGCUUCCUAAGACGUUGCGAAGAGUAUUUCUUGUGUCAGUAUUUACCACCACCAGACAUACACAGUGUUGGUGAACACAUCAAUUUAGAAGCAACUAUUUACCUAGAACGCUUACCUUCUUCAGAGGAAAAAAAACUGCGUAGGCUCAUAUUUGACUGUCUGUUAAAAAGAGAAACCUGUAUAUCUGGCUGUAACAGUAUGGAUGAAAUAGAUCUCCUUGAGUUAGGUAGCUAUACAGAAUUACAAGGAGGUAAUAUCAUGAUACCAACAGGCUUCAGUUCAAUUUUGGAAUCGCUAACUAAAAAUAUUUCUCCUACCAAAAUACUAAAGAACCAUUCUGUAAGUAAAAUAAAAUGGGAUUCAGAUGAACAUAGGGUACUGAAAAAAUUAGAAGAUCUGGGUGAAGAGUCGGAAGAUUCUGAUCAAACAGUCAUUGAGGAUAUAUCCAAAAGUUCUUCUGAUACAACUGCAAACCCUAAAGAAGGCACAUCUUUUACAGAUAUAACAAGGAAACCAAAGAAAAAGUUCUCCAAUAGUGUUGAAGUAGUUUCUGAGAAUGGACAAUCUUUCUAUGCUAAUCAUGUGAUAUGUACUAUUCCCCUAGGAGUUUUAAAAGACAAAGCUGGAACAUUGUUUGAACCAGCAUUGCCACAGUAUAAACUGGAAUCAAUUGAAAGAUUAUUAUUUAGUACUGUAAAUAAAAUAUUCUUAGAAUAUGACAGACCAUUCCUAAACCCAGAAAUUACAGAGAUCAUGUUAUUAUGGGAGAGUUCAGCUUCACAGGAGGACAUAUCAGAUUCGUGGUAUAAAAAGAUUUAUUCAUUUAGUAAAGUGUCGGAAACACUUCUAUUAGGAUGGGUAUCGGGCAAAGAAGCUGAAUAUAUGGAAUCAUUACCAAAUGAAACGGUUUCUAGUACUUGCACAAAGAUAUUGCGUAAAUUUCUAAAUGAUCCAUUUGUUCCUGAACCUCAGAGAUGUGUUUGCACAAGUUGGAAGAAACAACCAUAUACAAGAGGUUCAUAUACUGCCAUAGCUGUAGGAGCCAGUCAAAGUGAUAUUGAAAGUUUAGCACAGCCCCUAUUCAGAACAGUACAUGAUAAAAAGCCUGUUUUGCUCUUUGCUGGAGAGCAUACACACAGCAAUUUCUACUCGACAGCUCAUGGUGCUUAUAUGUCUGGUCAAGCAGCCGUGCGCCGAUUAUUAGCUCCAGAGGAACCAGAAGAAAAUUUUUUAGAGUGUUCAGGAUCAGCUGACCUGAACUCAUGGAUUCAAGGCAUACAACUUGAGGGUUAA